This is a messenger RNA of Prionailurus viverrinus (fishing cat), 5506 nucleotides long. RefSeq names its product leucine rich repeats and IQ motif containing 1 (gene LRRIQ1). NCBI's taxonomy places the organism in Eukaryota, Metazoa, Chordata, Mammalia, Carnivora, Felidae. The coding region runs from base 50 to 5179 and encodes 1709 amino acids. The record is from RefSeq and is a predicted model, not a curated record. The transcript is spliced from 28 exons. Gene Ontology annotation, molecular function: protein binding.
CCGAGGGACUUAGUCGCUCGUGGGUGAGCCGGAGCCCCUCAAAGCUGGGAUGAUGGAAAACAACAAUGAUGAUGAAGCAAAGCUCGAAGAAGAAAUAGAAGCUGAAUUGGAUAAAAUCAGCAUUUCUUCAUUGGAAAAAGAUGAUGAUGAUAGUGAUUCAAAAUCAGAAACCCAGAGUGUUGAUAGUGAUACAGAUGUGGAUGAGUUACCUGAGUCAGUUCUUCACUGUAUUGACAUCAUAAAGAAUAAGAGUAAAACUGUUGAAGAGCUCAUUCUUCAGGACUUGGAAGAUACAGAGGUUUUAAACUAUAGUUAUGGAGUGGUUUCUAAUAAUCAUAUGCAUUUAAAGAUAGAAUUAUCAACUGAACAUAAAGAAAAUCCGGAACAAUUAAUAAAGAUGUUAUCUGAAAUAGAAAAAGAAGAAUUUCUGAGGAGUAAAACCCAUUGUAGCAGUCCUGAUUCUAUUCCAGAGCCUGGUCCUCAUGAUUUGCCUGUAGAUGAACAUGUUUUGUCAGAUGAUACUGAUAUAAAUUUUGGAUACUGUGAAGUGGAAGAAAGAUGUAGGCAGUCUUUUGAAGCUUGGCAAGACAAACAGAAAGAACUGGAAGACCAAGAGAAAGAAACUCUCAAAGCUCAAAGGGAUAGAGAACAAAAGCAAUUUGAAGAAGAAGAAGAAAAGAGACAUUGCUGGAUGAAACAGUUUGAAGUUGAAAAGAAGAAAUUAGAGAAUAUUCACAAGCAAGAACAGGACAAGAUGAAUGAUGAACUCCAUAAAGAAGAGAAAAUAUGGAAAGAGAAAUUUAAACAGCAUGAGGAGUUUAUUAAAAAGUUGCAUCUACAAAUAGAAGAAGAAAGAACAAGAUUUAAAGAUCUGCAAGAAAAAGAAAAAAUGCGUUUGUUAAAACUGCAUCAUAAUGCAGCUGUAAAAAUUCAAGCUAAAUAUAAAGCAUUUGUGGUCUACCAAAAAUAUGGUCCAAUCAUAAAAGAACAAAUAGAAAGUAAGAAAAGGAAAGCACAAGAGUGGAAAGAAAAAGAAGCAAAAAUACGACAGAUGGAAGAAGAAAAACGAAAGAGAUUGGAGGAAGAACAAAAGAUUGAAGAAGAGAUAAAAAAGCAGAAGCAAGAGGAAAGGGAGAGGAGAGAAAUAGAAUAUGAAGAAAAAAAGAACAUCGUGAGAAGAGAAAAAGAGCAACUAUUAAACAAAGAAAAAUUAAGGUUAAGAGGAGAUGCAAGCAGACAGCUAAUAAUAAAUAGAGCGUUAAAGAAAGGUGAAUAUAAUGCAAAACAUUUAACUGUUGAAGAUACAUCAAAGAAUAAGGAUGAUAUAGCCAAAAAGGUAGGGGAGGAAAAGUCAAAGGAGUGGGAAGAUGUUCCCCUCUGGCUAGUUGAACAAUCAACUAAGAGAAAAAAUGUAGGUAGACAGCUUGUAUUAAAAGAGCCAAUACAAGUGCAAUUGAAAGAUUCUAUACCAAACCAGGUGAUUUUGGCAGAAAUUGAAAUGGAAGUAAAAAAUGAAAACCUAGCAAAACAACAACAUUCCACAAAAAUCGUCAAGCAAGAAAGAAAAUGUGAAGAUGUAGACAAAAAAACCGAAUUGGAAUACCCAGGUCUGAAAGAAAACGUGAAUGAACAGUUUCAUCUGCAAGAAUUAAAGUCUCAAAUGCAAAAAGGGGAACAUGUGAAACCUGCCAUAAAUGAGAAUGUGAGACAAGACACCCAAACAAUAAUAUUAGGACAUAGUCAAGGAAUUAACAAGGUGAAAAACAAUGAAGCACCGAAAAUAAUCAAAGAUAAUCAACAGAAUAAGGUACAAAAAGUAGAAAAAGAAGAGAUAUCAGAACAGAAUGGACCACUAUAUGAAGAGAAUAAUAUUUUAGUAAUUUCAGUGAAGCAACAACCACUAAAAUUAGAAAAUCCUAAAGAUAUAGGGGAAAAUGUAAUACAACAAGAACAAGAAGUUGAUUUCAUUUCCAAAGAAACUGAGGAGAACCGAGAAGGCAAUACUCUGAAUAGUGAUGUGAUUUUUAACAGCAUUGAUUCCAUGAUAAAUAUAGAAAACAAAAUAAAUGAGCAAGAUUAUACUUUAGGAAGAAAUGCUCUUUGUGAAGAUUUGGGAAGUUUUGAUGCAAAAAAUUUCUUAGUUUCUAAAGAAGUAAACUCUCUUAAGUCUCAAAUUAAAGAAACCGCAGAAGAAUGUCAUAAUAAUAGAGCUGAAUGUGAAAAUAUUGUGACCUGUACUUUACCAAAGUCAACACUUCUAUCUUUUAUUGAAGAAAAGAGGCUAGCUUGGAUAAAAUCAUUUAAACCUUGGUUUGAAAUUUUCAAGCAAAAUCAACAAAAGGAAAUUGUUAGGACAAAGAGACCUGUAAAAUGCCCAGCCAACACGAUGCCUCCUUUGAAUACACUAGAAAUUCUUCAGUGUGGCCCUUGGAAUACUUUACAGCAGGUUACAACAGUUACAUUUCAAGAUUUGCCAGGUUGUAGCCUUUCCACACUGGCAGAGUGUCCAAAUCUUCAAUUUCUGUCUCUUCGACGCUGUGGAUUAACUUCUUUGCACAGCCUGAGUAACUGCAAAAAGCUGAAGCACAUUGAUGCACAGGAAAACCAUAUUGAGUCUAUCAAUUGUGAAAAUUUGGAAAAUCUCUGUGUUGUUCUUCUUAAUAAAAAUCAACUGACUUCUUUUCAUGGUUUGGAUGGCUGCACUAAUAUCCAAAAUCUUGAACUUUCACAUAAUAAAAUCACUCGAAUUGGUGGUUUAGAAUCUUUGAAAAAUCUUCAGCAACUAAUUGUGGACCACAAUCAGUUAAUUAGCACAAAAGGCCUUUGUGAUACUCCUACCAUUAUAUACCUGGAUUGCUCACAUAAUCAUCUUACUAAAGUUGAAGGUAUUGAAAAGUGUGGAUUACUCCAAAUACUGAAGUUACAGGGAAAUUAUCUAAGUGAGCUUCCAUCCUUGGAGAAUCAUGUUCUACUAAGAGAAUUGCACUUGGAUGAUAAUAGCAUUUCAACUGUGGAAGCACUUUCUUCAUAUUGGUUGCCUUUACUACAAAACCUGACUAUCUCUCAAAACAGCCUGACAAAAAUCAUACCGCUUUUUCAUUUUGUUUCUUUGGAAAAACUAGAUGUCAGCAACAAUUGUCUUUCUGAUCUUACAAGUGCCAUUAAGUGGUUUAAUGCAUGUUAUUCUCUCCACGAAUUGUCUCUCACUGGAAACCCACUUCUUCAAGAAGUAAACUGGAGGCAUUCUCUACUUAAAGUGUUACCAGCUCUAAGAGUCCUCAAUGGUGAAAUGAUAAACUCUUGUUCAGAAAGGCAGACUGAAGAAUACUAUCAACCAGAAUUAGGACGUUUCUUGGUACUUUGUCAGUCCCAGAUUCAAGAAUUCAACUUACUAAUUGAAAAUUAUAUUACUGUGAAAGGAAAUUUGGUCACCUUGGAUGCUGCAGAAAAUCUCUGCCAUUAUAAUAAGAAAUUAAUGACACUUAGUAAUGAAUGCCGAUAUUCACAUGAAUGCGGGGAUGCACGUAUCACCCAGAGAGAAGAAUCAGAAGUCCAGCAAAAUCAUUUAGCUACAGAUAGUGAUAGCAUCCUGCAAAAUAGAGUUCUCCAGUCUUGUGCAGACAGGUAUAAACUGGAAUCACCAGAUGUUUCUGAGAAAUGGAUGAAUUCUGACUCUAGUCAUUCUAUAUCAACCAAAUCCUCUCUAUGUGAAGAUACGGAAGGAAGAAAUCAGGGAGAAAUAGCAGACCAGAAGAGAGAAGACAGCAAAUUAAACAGUAUCCCCACGAAAAGAAUCCCAUUUGUGGAAACAGUAAUGACAAGUUCUCUGCUGAGGAAUUGCCAAAAUAUUGGACAUCGUAAUAAAAUUAUGGCAGCUUUGGUAAUCCAGGCACACUGGCGUGGUUACAUGGUACGCAGACAGAUUAAUUUCUCUACAAGUCUACAUACUGCUGCAGUAGGACCCCUGACAUUCCAACCCAAUGACUGCAUCAAGAACAAAACUAUUUUAAAGGAAGAAAAAAGGGAAAACACCGUGAAUAUCCAAGAACAGAGGGAAAAGGCUGCUAUUCUUAUUCAGGCAGUUUGGAAGGGCUUCCUUUUGCGAAAGAAACUGACAACAGCUUUAGAGGCUAUUAAGAAUGAAGAAUCUGAAGAAGAAUAUGAAGAAAUAAAUUUGGAGGAUUUUACAUUUGAUGAAGCUGCCUUAGAGAAAGAAUGGCUAGCUUUAGAUUCCGCCCGCUUCCCUUCACAAACACUGCUUCUCCCGAACCAGCAGCUGCACUGGCCAAAGUUCUGUGGAACCUUAAAAUAUGAUGAUACUUCACUGAAUUUACCAAGCCAUCCAGCUCAAGCGUGGCUAUGUAAUGAGAAAGAAAAUUUGUUUUCAUCAGAACACUCACAGUUUAAUAGCAGACCAGAACACAGAACUUUGUCCUGGACACCUGAAUCAAAGAUCAGCAGAAAGAGUUCGCUAAAAUCUGAAAAAGAAGCAAAAAUUUCGAAAGAAUGGGGCUUUAAGGACAUUGCUACUGCUCAGCAAAUGUUGAAGAGAGCACAGAAGAUGAAAUCAAAGAAAUUAAGGAAAAAAUUAGCAGAUACUCAGAAUAGAAAUACUCAAGAUCCCACUGUUUGCCUAGAAUUAUUCAAAAACAAUGAAAAUAAAGUUUCUGUUACAAAAUCACCAAAGAAGGCACAGCCCAGAAGAGAUGAUCACUUUGAAGGUAAGGAAGAAGAAUUUAUCUACAAGGAUGCCACUGCAAAUGAAAAAUUAGAAAGGAGUAAAGAAUACACAUACCAAUGGCUUCACACACAGGUUGGGAUUCAUGAAACAACUAGUUCCAGAAAUAUGAAAUGCAAACACUUCUUGCCUGAGUUAGAUCCAGAUAUACUUAACGGUGGAAGAGUUCAGCUUGUGGCAAGACUUGUAAGCAGAGAAGACACGGAUUUAGACCUUUUUUCCAUGACCAGUGGAAGUGCUUUGUCUGUAAAGAGAGAAAAAAAAAAUCAGGCACACAGACACUCAGCGGGAUCUUCAAGUUUUUCAGUUAAGGGAAUACUUGCACCAAUGAUAACAAAUUCGAGACCUUCUAAGAAAGAACGUAUGUCAUUUCGUGACUAUCCCGUACAACUCAGUGGUGGAUGGGGAAGUGGCAAAAAGAAGGAGAAAACUUCAAACUAAUUCUUCAAGCUUCAACAUUCAAAACAUAUGGCGCACGGUUUUCUCAAGAGAUCUACGGAUAUCUGGUCAUGUUACCAAUUGAAUACAAGGUUUUAGAGCACUGUCUUUAAUUUGUGUUACUAUACAUAUUCCACAGUUUUGUUUUCUGAUGGAGUUAUCUGAUUUCCCAUCUAUAAAAAACAGGUUAGCUAUUGUUCCUAUGUUUAUGAGGAAUGGCCUCCAGAAUUAAUUCUUAAAAUAUUGUAAUGGAAUUUGCAUAUCCAAUUUCUUCUUUUGUUUAAAGAUUUUAUGACGUAUGUAUUAAAGAUGGUUUUUGUUACCAGUAAG